CUUUCAUCUUUGCCUCGUGCUUCGUGGGGUGUCAUCUCUCUGUUCCAUCGAGAGGUUAGUCACUGGAUAUAGACUGUUGUGAGGUUGAAAGACCUACAUGUGACAUUCAAUUCGCUCCACCAUGACGAGAGCAAAGAAUCGGCGCCAGAAGAGGUGCAAUCCCGAAAUGAUGCGAUGGGUAUCCGUGUCCUUGGCUGUCGUUGUUGGCACCCCUGACUUUGCUUCUGCAAGUGGCGCAAUCGGAAGACAUAAAAUAGCCAUUGAGCCGUCUACGCCAGCAUCAGCAGCCAUCAGGACGCACCGUUCUCCUCCGUCUGAAGCCCUCUUCCAGCUGUAUCGAGACCAGAGGCAAACAAGAAUAGAAAAGUUGCAAGGCCAUAUACGAAUUCAAGAAGAACAGAAAAAGCGCUACGCUUUAGAUGACAAUAUACCACUCACUGAUCGACAGAUGCAAGCCGAAAGUGGCUGCCCCUUAUGCUACGAUGGAAGUUCCGUCUCGAAUCCAUCCCAAGGAACCUCAAUUGCCAUGGGGUGGACUUGUGGGCAACUGGGAAAUUUUGUGGGGCUUAAUCUUGGGCCAGGAGAAUUGGAAUGCUUGGAGUUUCAAACUGUAGGAGGCGUUGACUGUGGCUGUCCUAGUUCCCCCUUGGACAAUGACUUUUGUGCCAUGUGCACGUCGGCGGAUGGAACUGCUCAACUAAUACCAGAUUCCUACCUGGACUUACCGAUUCCUGUCACCCCCACACAACCUACAGAAGGGCUGACUUGUCAGGAUUUGGUAUUUGUAAGACAGCAAGGGGGUGUCGCUCCCUGCAGUUCUUUGGCAAGCUACAUGAGAUAUUGUGGAUGUCCCCAAAAAGUCCCUGAUGUGGCAACUCCAAAUUCACCAUCAACUCCAGGGGUCGCAGAUACUCCAACAGAUGCUCCAACUAGUUCCACUGUAGCACCUACCUUGGCUCCAAUCAGCUUCCAAGAAAUGCCUCCAGCCAUCAGCAAUAUGUUUACAACUAGUAUGCCCGGUGAUGGUAGCACCACUAUGAUACCCACUGGCGCUGGCCCUGAUCCUGGCGACGGUGGUGGAACCACAAUGGCGCCGAGUGCCGGUUCUGGUCCAGUUGAUAAAUUGGAAGACGAGGCUACAGAUGCACCUAAUGCCGGUGAACCGUUUUCUUGCUUUCUUUGUCCCGAUCAAAACCCGCCUCUGUUCCAAAACCGGGUCCUGCCUUAUUUGACACCUGCUCCAUCUCCACAGAGCAACACUAUACCUGUUGGCCAAACAGAUCCAACGGAGACUACGACAUGUGGAAUGCUAGCUGCAGAGGCUGAAACACUCACGGAUGCUACCGAAUGCUUUGACGCCAUCUUCCCAACCGUCCCUCUGGACGUCCCAUCUUUCUGUGGCUGCUCCAGUUCUCAAACAUGGGAUCUAUGCUCCUUGUGUGGAAAUCAACCCAUUUCUAAUCCGGAUCUAAACGUGCCAGGCAGCGGUGGAUUGACCUGCCUGGAUCUGCAAGAGUACAUGCGCUUCGUCACGGACGAGAAUUCUUGCAACACCAUUGCGGAGACUGCUCGUGCCGCAUGCUGUACGCCCCUUCCCAAUUGCCCCGUGUGUGUGAAUCCUGUCUUCACCUACGCCCAAGACAAGUUGUACCCACCCUUUGGAUUGAAAUGUUCGGAAUUGAGCUUGGCCGAACGACUAGGCCACAAUGUGACCUGCCCGGAGAUUCAGGAACGCUUUGGCUGGUAUUGCGAAUGUCCCAAUGCCAUUCGUCCAUCGUGCAGCCUGUGUGGAGACGGUGUGGACGUUCCACAACCAGAACAACCCGUCCAAGCAUUGGGCGAGGGUGUCACCUGCCAAGAAGUAGACGACUAUGCAUCGCUGCGACCCGCGGAAACCUGUGAGAGUGACAUUGCUGCGUGGAGUGUCGAUGCCAGAGCCUUUUGUGGUUGCCCAGGUUUCAGCCCACGUGGAGACUGUCGCAUUGCUUGUUCUUCGGGUCUGGUAGUCGAUACGAAUGCCUUGGUGAAAGAUGAAGCUGGGAUAUCUAUCAAUGACUACCUGACAUGUGGCGAGCUCUUUGCGUUUGCGCCGUUUGUGACAAGCUCGGAUAUGUGUUUGGCCAUGCAGAGGUCGUCCCAGAAUGGAUGCUGUGUCGCCCCCGGCGAGGAAACAGCCGGGGACGCUGCAACCAGCAAUACCAACGCAGGCCGCAACUUUCCACCUGGUUCACCAGGCUUUCUUUCCUAUCCCUUCCUGAACAGUGACGGAACGUCUUCUUCUUCUGCCCAAGACCCCGUGCACGAACGAACCUCUAUCACAUCACCGUAUGGUUCCCCCAAUUAUCACCAUGCAGCCGCUGCUUCUAGUGCUUCACAGCAAGUAAUGAGAUGGGCUACAUCAUCUCUGCUGGUUGAUGUAGCUCUAUUGGUGGUAGCAGGAGUGUGGCUAGCAUGAUGAUGCAUUGCGGGGGAAAUACAUUCAUUGUUCAAAAGGAAGCGGGGCUUUCACAGAUAUUAUUGGGACCAAUGUGGGGUAUGGUAUACUAUAAUGCAGUGCAACAUCCAGUUAGCUGCCUUGUUUAUUGCUAGUACUCGUACAGUAGUCGAUUUAAAAAAGUACCGGCACAUAGUACGGUGGUUGUUGCGAGCGGGGACAGGAUAAUGCAAUUCUUUCAUUUGAAGUUUGUAGAUUGUUGCAUGAGUGACAAUGAUGUGAUUCUCAACUCUUUUUUGUAGCUACAUGUACUUCCUCCAACUCGGCCACAGCUCACGAGAAAGCUCCCAGACGGCUCAUCUCUUUGAUUGUUCGUUUCUUUUGAUUCAUUCCUUCUUUGUCAUGCCUUGUUUGCAUUCUUAUUGCUAUAUGGUCCCUUUAAAGUUGGGACUGACUUUGGGCGGUGCCUGCAUGCCAUGCAAUCGAUCUGGUUGCGAGACGGGUGUUUUGGUACUAAAAGAGCACACAAAGACGGAUCGGUAUCCUGCCGCGACGGGCAUGCCGGCAUGAGUGACAUCUCCUCCAAAAAUCAAUGCGGAUCCAGCCGGUGGUUUGAGAAUCAAAUCGGGUUGUGUGGCUGGAUUUUCAUCGACUUCUCGAUUCCCCUUCCAGAAUCCAGUGCCGCCUCCUUCAAAGUCACUGUCGGGUGUGGUGAGUGGUAUCAGCACGGUCAAUGCCAAAUGAUCCUUGUGCGCUCCAAAAUAUCCGCCUCCUUCGUAUACAUUAAUGGCGGGUUCUCCUUCGGACCAUUCCAAUUCUCCCAUGAGGUAUAAAUCUCGCAAAGAAUCGCACAUGUCUCGUAUAUGAUCGGGUGGUGGCACGGUGGGUUGUUCUCCUUGGGCAUUGAGGGGUUGUUGGUCAGCCCAAUCGUUGGCGAUAUCGUCUGGAACAAAGAGUGUUUCAAAGAUGGAUGGAAUCGUGUCAUCGAGAUGAUCGAGUACGCGACACAG
Molecule: messenger RNA, 3444 nt
Organism: Seminavis robusta
Lineage: Eukaryota; Bacillariophyta; Bacillariophyceae; Naviculales; Naviculaceae
Source: the annotation of a GenBank genome assembly